AUGUCGAGACUUUUAAGGCAAUCAAGCCAAUUCGCACGAGUGACGAGAUUGUCAUCACAGCCCGCACUACGGUUAUGCGCACGACCAUCACUUAUCACCCGAUCGAAUCCCGCAAAGACAUCCGCCGCAUUCGCCAUCCGAGCCAGGACAUAUUCCUCGCAACCCCCACCUUCCGGUCAAGACCCCCGGUCAAAUCCUGAUAGAGACAACGAACAUGGAAGCAAACCCCUAGACCAAAAGAAAGGAAACGAUGGGAUCGAGGAAAGCAAAUCCGAGGCACCGAAGCCGCCACCUCUGCCAGAGGGCUGGAUUCACUUGAGCAAGGAGGAAAUUACCCAUCUCGAAGAAUUUACAGCUAGACUCCCAGAGGCUCAAAGGCCGGUGGCCAAGGACAUUCUCCAGAAGCUUCAAAUUGUUGGUGCUCCUACCGAGACCCGCGACCUCCUCCAAAAGCUACGACAGAACGGCAAUCUCUCAAUUCUUGACAAGGGUCGAUUGAUGCGCUGUGUGUAUCAGGUCACGGAACGCAUUAUUGAUCUGGAGCAAAACCAAGGCCAGGAUGGGCAAUUCUCGUCUUUCCGUAUGGAUCAGGAACCCAAAUCCCAGGAUGGAAAGGACGGAGCCGACAAGUCAAAGCAGCAGCAGAAGGGUGGUAAGCCACCCAAGAACGAGCGCAGCGGCUGGCUCGAAGCUGUUCAAACUGGUAUCGCCAUUGGUGUCACUGUAUGGAUCGCGGAACUUUUCGCCAACCCAUUCUCUGAGAAGGAGAUUACUUGGCAAGAGUUUCGAAAGGCUUUCCUAGACAAGGGUUUGGUCCAGAAGCUGGUCGUGGUCAAUGGAUCUCAAGUCCGUGUUGAGCUCCACCCCUCUGCGACGGGAACUACUGGCGAGAACGGACAGCCUGCGAGAAAGAGCUAUGUGUUUUCCAUCGGAUCCGUCGAUUCCUUCGAGCGUAAGUUGGAGGGGGCUCAAGACCAGCUGGGUAUCCCAACCUCUGAGAGAAUACCUGUGAGCUACGAGGCUGGCGGUAGCACCUUCGGCAAUCUCCUUCUCGCCUUCGGUCCUACUCUCCUCUUCAUUGGUCUGAUCCUGUGGACUCAACGGUCAAUGGGAGGACGAGGUGGUGCUGGCGGAGGCAUGUUCAACUUUGGCAAGAGCAAGGCAAAGAAAUUCAACGCCGAAAGUGCCGUCAAGGUUAAGUUCGCAGACGUAGCUGGUCUCGAGGAGGCAAAGACCGAGAUCAUGGAGUUUGUGAGCUUCUUGAAGCAGCCCGAGAAGUUCGAGAAGCUAGGUGCCAAGAUUCCACGAGGUGCUAUCUUGGCUGGUCCUCCUGGUACUGGUAAAACGCUACUUGCCAAGGCCACGGCUGGUGAGUCUGGAGUACCUUUCUUCAGCGUCAGCGGUUCCGAGUUCGUGGAGAUGUUUGUUGGUGUUGGACCUUCGCGUGUCCGAGAUCUUUUCGCCGAGGGUCGUAAGAACGCUCCCUGCAUCAUCUUCAUCGACGAGAUUGAUGCUAUUGGCCGCGCACGACAAGAAAGUGGAAAAGGUUUCGGUGGUAACGAUGAGCGAGAAGCGACCCUAAACCAGAUUCUUACGGAAAUGGAUGGAUUUAACACUCGUGAGCAAGUGGUUGUUCUCGCCGGUACUAACCGAGCGGACAUGCUCGACAAGGCCUUGAUGCGACCUGGACGAUUUGAUCGACACAUCUUCAUUGAUCGACCUACGAUGAAGGGGCGUCAGGAGAUCUUCAAGGUUUACUUGAAGAAGAUUGUGACGAACGAAGACCACGAAUACCUCGUCGGUCGUCUUGCAACUCUCACCCCUGGUUUCUCCGGUGCCGACAUUGCCAACGUUGUCAAUGAGGCUGCUCUUAUUGCUGCCCGAGGCAAUGCCGACGAGGUCAAGAUGGACCAUUUCGAGCGAGCUAUUGAGCGAGUGAUUGGAGGUCUAGAGCGCAAGUCUCUGGUACUCAAGCCCGAGGAGAAGAAGACUGUCGCUUACCACGAGGCUGGACACGCAAUUUGUGGAUGGUUCCUGGAGCACGCUGACCCUCUGCUUAAGGUGUCGAUUAUCCCUCGUGGACAAGGUGCUUUGGGUUAUGCCCAAUACUUGCCUCAAGAUGCCUAUCUGAUGAACACUAACCAGCUCAUGGACCGAAUGGCCAUGACAAUGGGUGGUCGUGUGUCCGAAGAGCUUCACUUCCCUACUGUGACAACAGGUGCCAGUGAUGACUUCAAGAAGGUCUCCCAGAUGGCACGGAACAUGGUAACCCAAUGGGGUAUGUCUGAGAAGGUGGGCCCUGUGCACUUUGAGAACGACCCCAACCGCAUGCAGAAGCCUUUUGCCGAGUCCACAGCUCAACAGAUCGAUUUGGAGGUUUCUCGAAUCGUGGAGGAGGCCUACAAGCGCUGCAAGGACCUAUUGACAGCGAAGAAGGAGGAGGUUGGCCUCAUUGCGCAGGAGCUGCUUAAGAAGGAGGUCCUCGUCCGAGACGACAUGGUUCGCAUCUUGGGCCAGCGACCUUUUGGUGAUAACGAGGAUUUCGAGAAGUACUUUGGCGGCGCUAAGCCACAAAGCACGCCUCCUCCAUUCCCUGAGGAGACUGACUCUCCCAAGGAGCCCCCUACCCCAUCUCCAGCUUUCAAGAAGGCCGAGUAA
Molecule: messenger RNA, 2658 nt
Organism: Fusarium coffeatum
Lineage: Eukaryota; Fungi; Ascomycota; Sordariomycetes; Hypocreales; Nectriaceae
Exons: 2
Coding region: 1-2658 (885 amino acids)
Biological process (GO): mitochondrial protein processing; protein-containing complex assembly
Cellular component (GO): m-AAA complex; membrane
Molecular function (GO): ATP binding; zinc ion binding; metalloendopeptidase activity
Source: RefSeq, a predicted model, not a curated record